AUGUUGAAAAUAUCGUUGCUAGGUCUUUUCGUGGGACUGAUUCUGAACAUUUCAGUGAGCGAUGUAAAUGCGAAAAUAGUGCAAAGAAUAGUCGGUGGUAAUUUAGCUCAACAGGGAAGAUUCAAACAUCAAGUAUCUCUGCAAAUCAUCAGCCCUUAUGGUUGCACUCAUCAUUUUUGCGGUGGUGCCAUACUCGAUGAGGACUACAUUAUCACGGCCGCCCAUUGCGUCACUAACAAUGUCACUCGCAAGCUAGACGAUGCAUCGAUUACCGUCGUAGCCGGUUCGACGGAUCUACGUGACAAAACUACCGGUAUUUAUCGCGACGUCGAGUACACCAUUAUACCUACCUCUUACACGAAGAACCUUCUCGGACAGUUUAAUGACGAUAUAGCACUGUUAAGGUUAAGACGUUCUUUGCCUCUCAACGAUGAACGCAAAAGAAUAAGGGCUGUCAAUUUACCUACGGUCAAUCAAUAUCUGCCAGACUAUACUGAUACACGAUUCGCAACUGUGAGUGGUUUUGGAAGUUUCUCACAAAGUAAGAACCCGGAAAAUGGCAAAGUAAAGUCGGGAUCGAACAGUCCGCAGUUAAAGUACGCAGCUGGAUGGAUUAAUCAGAACGAUUAUCCUCCCUGCACAGAUAAGCAAGUCUGUGUUCGAAACUUUCAGUCGCAUGGGGCAUGUCAUGGCGACAGCGGUGGUCCACUCACGGAUGAAUCAAAAAAUACCCUGGUUGGUCUUGUAAGUUACUCAAGUCAUGCAUGGUGCGGAGAUACGACCAAAUACACUAGAGUUUCGUCCUACCUAGACUUCAUCAACAAAGUACGGGCAGGUGGUUGGUUCUCCUCUGAUGACAUUAUUAUGAAUCAAAAGGAGCAGGAUUUCAGACAUGAACAAAUUAUACAGAGGUAUCCUCAUUGUGAUCAGUUAUCCGAAUAUUGA
Molecule: messenger RNA, 945 nt
Organism: Trichogramma pretiosum
Lineage: Eukaryota; Metazoa; Arthropoda; Insecta; Hymenoptera; Trichogrammatidae
Product: chymotrypsin-1-like
Exons: 4
Coding region: 1-945 (314 amino acids)
Biological process (GO): proteolysis
Molecular function (GO): serine-type endopeptidase activity
Source: RefSeq, a predicted model, not a curated record